CCACGAGUAGUUAGCUGUGGGCCUUUGGGGGAGUUGUUUACGUUCUCCACGCCUCAGUGUUCACCUUUGGAAAUGGAGCUCGUGGUACGUAUGGAAUUUUUGUGAGGAGGAGAAUGCGCUUGAGGGCUUGGGCAUGUUCUCCGUGAAUGUUUGCUUGAAGAAGUUUCUAGGAGAACCCAGAGCAUCCAAAGGAGUUAGAAUAAUAGUAGCCAAAGCUUGUGUAGUGCUUAGUCUGCCCCAGGAAUUAAUUAACUCGUUUAAGCCUCAUAACAACCCUGUGCAGAAGGUUCUGUUAUCUCCACUUUAUAGAUGAGGAAACUGAGUCAUGGUGUGUCAUACAGAUAAGUAAUUUACCAGAGAUCAUUUGGCUGGAAAGUGGCAAAAUUGGGAUUCGAAUCCCAUCAGUCUGGCUCCAGAGUCCAUGCUCUUUACGCUAAUCCCAUUGCUAGGCCUAAAGUCGUUAAGCCAUGAAUGUUUGUUAGCUCUGCUUUGUGGGUGGACAGGAUUUUUGUACCAGAGCGAAAAGAUUUUGCGAGUGUUGGGAACAAGGUGCGCAAAGCCUUGAGUUUUGAAAGACAAGUCUUAUUCUCUGAGCUCUGAUGGGCCCGCCGAUUGGGUUGAUUUGAGGAGAAGUGAAGGACGAGCUGAGAAGGUGGAGUAGGGGGACAGAAUUUCUCCCAAGGCUGUUUUGUGUAGGUUGGGCAUCUUUACUGAAGGGGAAGUAACCAGGCAGGCAUGUUUUAGAAAUGAAGAAACGAAUGCUCAGGGAGGUUCGGUAAUUUGCUCAAAGUAACGCAGCUAGUAACCAUCUCCAUCACUUAGCCAUUAUUAUGCUGUGUACCUCUUCCUCUGUUCCGUCAUUGCAGACCCGCUCUUGUCAAGGAUGGGUUUCUAAUGUAGAUCAGAAGGUGCAGUUUAGUGUCACUUAUUACUCAGCAUCAGUGACACAGAGAUGUAUGAGACAGGCUUAAGAGAGGGGAGAUGGAUGUACAUAAGGAACUAAAAUGUAUUUGGGACAGGUUGCUCAUCAACUCCAAGCCUGAUUCCAAAAAGACUUCCACUCUUCAAACAGUUCGGAUAGAGAGGAGUCCCUUAUUGGACCAAGUACAGACCUUUCUCCCACAGAUGGCUCAGGCAAAUGAAAAGCUAAGAAAAGCAAUGGCAGCUGCACCACCUGGUCGUUUCAACAUUGAAAAUAUCGAUGGGACUCUUGGAAAAGUUAUACAAAUGGAUGUGGCCUUGUUUGAGAUGAAUCAAUCUGAUUCAAAAGAAGGGGACAGUUCAGAAGAGAAUUCGCAAGACAGUUCAGAGGACAGUUCCGAUUCCGAGGAUGAAGAGGACAGCUCUGAAGUCACCGUAGAUAACAUUAAGCUUCCUCAUUCAGAAGACGGAAAAGGCAAGAUAGAGGUUUUGGACAGUCCGGCCUGUGAGAAAAAGAAAUAGUGAAAUAAAUGAUCUAAGAGUCAGGUGAUCUCUGCCUGCUAAUUCUGUGAAAAAGAAGGUGGCUCACUCAUUAUUUUGCAUUUCAGGUAUCUGUGGUGCUUUUAUGUAAUACUGGAUCUAUUUUGUUUCUUGGAGAAACAGAAGCUGCCUUUUAAAGAGUUGGCGAGGUACCAUUUGGGGAUCUCUAAGAGUAGACUGUGUUUGAUCUCCUGCUAAAGGGAUUUAGUUUAGAAAGCUUAGCUUUACGUCUGGUGGUGAGUAAAUCUGUUGGCAUCUUUUUUCUUCAGCAUAGACUUCAGAAAUAUCAAACUCGUUUUAAGAUAAAAACACAAAUCUCCUGUUUGUUUUUGUUUUAAAUUAUCCUCUUGGAUAAAACAACCUGGGAUUUUCUUUAGGUUAUUAUAAAGUCCAAUUUAUUUCUCACCAUCAAAAUGCGUUCAAUGAGGAAGAACUUUUUUUAAGAGAGAGUUUUCACAAAGAAAAGAAUUACUUAUAUUUAGCUUUCCUCAGGCAGAUCUACUUUCAUUUAAAAAAAAUAUUCCUUUCUGGUUUGAGCUGGAAAACUGGUGCUCUGUGGCUUAAUCACUGUUGGUGUCUCUGCAGCCACUCAGUGUGUGUAGAAUUUACUGGUUGGAAAAAUUUGUGGGUUUUUCGGUUUGGUUUUUUCUUUUCUUUUUUUCAUAAAGCAAGGUUUUUUUGUUUCAGCUAUUAAAACUAUUCUGCACAGUUGCCCAUGGUUUGAAACCUAUCAAAUGUAGACAAUAAGGGACACCACAGGAAAAUUAGGGCACAGUACCAAAAAAGGUCACAGCUG
This is a messenger RNA of Equus caballus (horse), 2257 nucleotides long. NCBI's taxonomy places the organism in Eukaryota, Metazoa, Chordata, Mammalia, Perissodactyla, Equidae. The record is from RefSeq and is a predicted model, not a curated record.